AUGGACGCCACCGCGCGCCCAGCCAUCGUCAUCGACAACGGCACAGGGUAUAGCAAACUUGGAUUUUCUGGGAACUCAGAGCCGUCUUUCACUCUCCCUACUGUCGUAGCUGCGAACGAAUCUUUUCUAGACCAGACAGAGCUGUUGAGUAGUUCAAACUGGAUAGCGCAGUAUAAUGCAGGCAUCAUGGCUGAUCUUGAUUUUUUUAUUGGAGAUGAGGCUCUGUCACGGUUUAGAUCUAGUGGGCUGUACACACUAAGAAGUCCAAUCCGUCAUGGUCAGGUUCAUGACUGGGAUACAAUGGAGAGAUUUUGGCAGCAAUGUAUUUUCAAUUAUCUACGUUGCAAUCCUGAAGAGCACUAUUUCCUUCUUACGGAUAGUCCUGUCAGUACACCUGAAAGUCGUGAAUGUACAGGAGAAAUAAUGUUCGAGACCUUCAAUGUCCCUGGACUAUAUAUUUCUGUUCAGUCUGUCCUCAGCCUUUCUGCUGGAUAUGCCUAUCUGAAAAGUAUUUCUGAUGACGAUUCAGAUACCACGUCUGAUAUGACAGGAGUAGUAGUUGAUAUUGGGGAUGGAGCUCCACAAGUUGUGCCAGUUGUAAAUGGCUAUGUAAUUGGGAGUAGCAUAAAGUCUUUUCCUUUUUCCGGAAGUGAUGUAACCCAGUUUGUUUCGCAGCUUUUACAGGAAAGAGGUGAGCUUUUGCCACCUGAGGAUUCUUUAGAUAUAUCUCGUAAAGUGAAAGAAAUGUAUUGCUAUACUUGUUCAGACAUUGUCAAGGAGUUCAAGAAGCAUGACAAGAAGCCUGAUAAGUACAUCAAACAUUGGACAGCUGUUAAACCAAAGACUGGGGUCCCAUAUACAAUUGACAUUGGAUAUGAACGCUUUCUUGGGCCAGAGAUCUUCUUCAAUCCUGAGAUUUACUCUGCCGAUUUCUCCACUCCUUUACCUGAGUUGAUUGAUAACUGUGUUCAGUCUGCACCAAUUGACACAAGGAGAGCUCUGUACAAGAAUAUAGUAUUAUCUGGUGGAUCUACCAUGUUUAAAGACUUCCACAAGAGACUCCAAAAUGAUAUAAAGAAGAUAGUGGAUGAGCGUGUUGCUGCGACUAAUGCCCGUCAUCGUGUGGAAGUGAAACCUAUUGAAGUCAACGUGGUUGCUCAUCCAAUACAGAGUUACGCAGUUUGGUUCGGGGGGUCAGUAGCUGCAUCUAACCCUGAAUUCUUUGAGUUUUGCCACACAAAGGAGGAAUACGAGGAACAUGGAGCCAGCAUCUGCAGAACAAGCCCGGUUUUCAAAGGAAUGUACUGA
Miscanthus lutarioriparius is the source of this 1308-nucleotide messenger RNA. The record is from the annotation of a GenBank genome assembly. Lineage: Eukaryota; Viridiplantae; Streptophyta; Magnoliopsida; Poales; Poaceae.